Molecule: messenger RNA, 6507 nt
Organism: Amoebophrya sp. A120
Lineage: Eukaryota; Dinophyceae; Syndiniales; Amoebophryaceae
Source: the annotation of a GenBank genome assembly
CCUUAGUAUGGCUUGUUUUACAUAAUUCACAGAACCUGUGUGGUUUGCAAUUUGUGUGGGCCGCUUUGUGUCUCAUUAUGAAAAAAUCAAUUCAUAGGCGAGGAGGGCUAGAAGGGAUUAAAGCACCACACAAGUGGUCAGAGUCAACAUCGCAUGUGCGUCGACACGUUUGUGCAGCCACUUGACAUCUCUGCCCGUUCAAGAGGGUCUUGCGCGGCGGGGGGUUUUCUACAUCGAGAAUAAGUAAGUUACGCAGGAGUUUCUGGAGCAAAUAAAACUGGCACGAGAUGUUCGGGCUCGCGGACCGGUUUGACAAGCCCGCGGCCUACAGCCCCGGCCCCGGACACUACGAACACCGGAGCGCUUUUGGCACCAAGGGAAGCGACGAUCUCACCACGCAGCUCGUCCAGAAGCUGUACCAACUGCCCAACGAUCCGCUGAACCUAACCUCCAUCAGCGUCCGGUCGACGAGAUGUAAUGAAAAAUGAGCUUAAUAUUCAACGAUAGAGCUGCUCGUGGACACGACUUUCAUAGAAUUCCAGCUGACCUCAGAUCUUGUGCGUUUUUACGACAUUGACCCAGAAGAAACAAAGUGCAGUUCUAGAUGUUGGGAGAAUCUAUCUACUCUUCGGCCUAAAUCAGACAGAGACAGCUAGCGGCCACUGAUUUACAUCAAAUUUUUUAUACGGAGUAACAAACUAACACAGCAACACACUUCGACGACUCGCUGGCGGCCAGGGUAGCGCGCUUGGAGACCUCCCUCAAUUGCAACAGAACCUCUGCGUGCGCGCCGGGCAGGAGACGAGGCGGCGGACCUUCCGGGGUAAGAUUGAUUUUCUGCUGAUUGUAGCGUCGUGAUUCGUACUCGUGAUUCGUUUAUAAUUGCGUGCAUGAUAAAAAGCGACAUUCACAUUUGUACUUCUGUAGCAUGAGCUACCGCAUCCUGCAUAUCACGAUUAAACAGGUUCUCGCAUCGUCGUCGACGGAAUUCCAAAGCGCACAGGACGCCGGCUUCCAGCGACAUUCCUGGCUUGCGGGAGAGUUGAGCGGCGACGUGUAAGAAAUUAUUCUGAUACGUGCUUAUCUCGUCCUCCAAUAAAUAGUUUUUUUUGCCAUCUGGAAUUGCGAUUCUUUUUUAGGAUUGUUGCAGAUGCUCCUUGCAUCUCACACGAAAUUUUUAUUUGUCGUGCGUCGCAUCUUUGAUUUAAUUGUUGAAGAGGGCGCACGCGCACGCUUUGUUUCUCAUGGGUCAGGAAUACUACAGAGAGAAGAUAAAACUAAAACCGGAAUGAAAACUAAACAUAAAAAACAUCAGCUUUUGCUUUAAGUCCACGAACACGCCCAUAAACAUCGGCCCGGGGAGCUACAGUUCCAUGCAAUCCACCGCCCCGGAGAAGGUGAUUCCGAAAAGUCACAACUACCUGGUGCAACGAAGCGAGGAGAUCGCGCGGAACCGACGAGAUCUGUGGAUCCAGAAGCGACUGCACACCGGCGCAGCUCCGAGUCCGUUCAGCAUGAUGAAUGGGGACAAAUCUUUAUCGCUCAGCUAUACCCAGUUCGGAAACGGCGGUAUGUCGGUCCAGCAAGUAGGUGGACCACUACAGAUGAACCCGCCGAUGGUAUCAAAAUGAAAAAUCCCCCCUCCCCAUAUCAAAACGAAAAUUUGUGAUGCUGAUUUGUGACCACAAAUCGGCUUUGUAUUGCAGAGAGGCACUGCGGCCAGAUCCCCAGGCUAGGUAGGGGCGUAUGGGUCUAGUAGUUCAGCAUGGCAAACGGCCCCCCUUUAGGCCCAGCAGCAUGACAAAUCGCUUCCAUAAUGGGGCGGAAGCUUCUGCCCUUGUCUUCUUGCAAGACAGAUGUGAUUUGUGACCUCAAAUCCCCAACGCAAAUUUUUAGAAGCAUGCCUUUUCAAUAUGGGGGGGGGGAUUUUUCCUCUCAAUAGAUGGUGACGAACGUGCCGCAAUCGGCGUCAGACCAGCAGCCCGCGGUCUACCCCCCGCCGAUGGGCAGCGGACCGCAGCAGCCACCCAUGGUGUACUACUCCGACCCGCCGGCGAACCCCCUGCAGCUUGCAGGCGCAUCGAAGAGUAGCCGCACGGUGGACCUGCAUCACGCGCGGGGGGACAACAUGCAGCUCCAAGCGGAAAAUUAUAUCAACAAACCGAGCAGCGAACAGCAAGGGGUAGAGCAAGUACAACAGCAGUUCCAGUCUACUGCUCUCCAGCAGCCACCACCGAUGAUAAACGGGGUGCAAAUUAUAUCGGGAACGCAGCCCGCGAUGUCCAGUUCCUACGUGCCCGGCGCUGGCCCACCAUCUACUUCGGGAGUCUCGCCCGUGGCUGUGCAACAGCACUUGCAGCAUCAACAGCACCAGCACCCCGGAGUCACGCAGAGCCACGUGCCGCGAACGAUCAACUACAAUGACGAUCACGUUUCCCCCCACCAGUCACAGAACUCGCAGUUGCAGGAGGACAAGAAUCCGUUUUCAGCUGCGCACCAAGCCGCGACAGCGGGGUAUCACGGCUACGGAUCGGUGCCGGAGCCGAUGGGCAGCAGCAGUAGUGGUUUUCAUGACCACAGUGCUCCGACAAGUCGCAAUCAGCGUCAGCAACUAUAUGGCCGUACUAACUACGGAUUUGUCAAGUAGUCCAAAAAAUUUCAGGGUCCGCGCGUGAUGGUAUCAGAGGAGGCAGCACAGCUCACGCAUAAAGGCCUCCUUGUAUUUUUUUGCAUCGUCCGAUCCUUAAGCUAGCUAGUUAGGAAGGCGGGCCGCUUCCAGUAUCCCCGAGGUCCUGGUACAUAAAUUCGUGUCGGAGCGGGGGGCUAGCCCGCAACCCCGAGCACCGGCAACAAGCGGCACAGGCUCCACGCAACGAAAAAGCUUCCGGGAAACGAAGGCCGUGGCAACCUGGCUGGCAAGACAAGAGCCAUUCUUUUAGGACUCGCGACACAGUUCCGACGCACAGUGUCAGGACUCCACGCAAGACGGCUAUGCGAUCGUGAGAAAACGGCGCCAGGCCUGACCCCAACAAAAGAAGGGCACUGGCAGCGGCUUCUCCCACAGGCUGGGCGCACUGUUCAUGGCCCCCCGCUUGCUUGGCUCGCCUCGCCUGACACUCACAAACGAAAUGCAGGACGACCCGGCUAUCGCGCACUUGCAUACACCUGCCAAAGCCCCCGCUAAAGAUUGCAGGCCACUGCCUCCGGGGGUGCUUGGGUUGGGUAAUUUGCCUGGCGCCCAUUGCAGCGGUCCCAAUCCUUCAAAAGCGGGGUAGCCGGUGCCCGGCAAAGCUCGGCCCCCAUCAAAGACGUGGCCAAAGCAAAACCUCAGAAACUAAGCAGCCUGCCCCACAUCGCGACGGCCCUCGCAAAAAACCCAACGCGGGCGCACCUCCGGGCGGGCCGGCUAGCGCUAGUGUGGCUGCGCUACUGAAGCGCGGCCCGCCUGGUUCGGCGCCCACUGCUUUAUGCAAAAGCAGGUGGGCGCAGCGCAGAAGCAAAAAACCCGGCAGGUGUGGACUAGGGCGAAAAUUGAAGGGGAAGGUGGGGGGCCUGAUAUUUCCAGCGAAGGGGGGGUGGUGGGUUGAAAAGAGCAGCGGGAAGACUGGGUCUGCCACGCAUCCUCUGUCGAAGGGGCUGCGCGGGACGUGUCGGAAGAACUGCGCAGCACCAUCGUGGAUGUGACACAGGGCCACAGUUUCAACGCCUUCUGCCUCGUCGAAGAGUUCGGGGUCUUCACCUACAGCCCCGUCGCACAUUGGGAGGGCAAGAAGCUCUGGGAAGCCCCUUGGCUUCUCUUGGGGGUGCGAUUGCCUCCACGCCCAAGAGGUCCUUACGAAAGAUUCAAACAUGACCCGGGUCCGCAGCUCCAGAAACUGGCGGCCCCAGUAGCAGCCUGCCUAGUUAACUAGUUCAAUGAAUCUGCGCACUCACAGCCUCAUUAGUGGGCGACGGAUUUCGCAUAAGCAAAGACAACACGGUGAGGGAUACGCGCGGAGACCCUGAAAUUUUUUGGACCACUUUGAAAAUCCGUAGUUAGUAUGGCCACAGUGCUCCGACAAGUCGCAAUCAGCGUCAGCAACUAGUCCGGGUAGACGCUUACGGAAGACCAAUAUCAUCCUCAUCCUCUUCCAAUCGUAAUCUAUCCAGCAGGAAAAAAAGUGUGUGAGUCUAUACCGUCUAUAGGCACUAGGAGCAUCUUGACAAAUCAGUGCGCCCCCAUGACAAAAAAAAUUCCAAACUGUUGAGCGCAGCUGGUAGAACGUGCAUCAACCCCUUAUGAAGAAAGAACAAGGUAUAAAACUUUCCAUGAUAGUAAUCUUCGUUUUGCAUGAAGAUCAUGACAUCUGUAGAAACAGUCUUGGUCGCUCUGCAUGAUAGAUAAUUGCUUGUACUCACUCAGUUUUUUCUUGGAUGCAAGAACCCUUUUCAGAUGCACGACGAUCCUCAGUGGAUCGGGAGUUUGGUGCAGCAGUACCACCGAGGGGGCAGUGCAUCCUCGGUUGUGCCCGCGCAGCAACUACAGGGCUACAGCUACCACCCGCAGCAGCAACCGCCGGUAUUCACAUCGCCGACCAGCCGCGCGUUCGAUCCGCCGCCCAGGUUGGUGAUGAGUAGUACGGUAUCCUAUGUAAAAACGUCCCAACAUGGGGAUUUUGCAACACAAACCUUGAAGUUUUGGGAACCAAGCAUGACAAAUUGCAGGCUGUAGUGUAGUGCAGUUUAGCAAGGGAAGCCGCAUAACAAAUCGAUCUCCUUAUGCUGUUUACAGCAUUACAAGUUCCAAAACGCGAUUGAUUUUGCCGAUCAUGGGAUCGCGCAUUACAAACGCUCUUGUGCUCGCAGAUCUGCAUUACAACUCUGGGGUGGGGACGUUUUUACUCAGGAUAUACGGCCGCAGCGCCCUCCGCGCAGCCGCAGAGUAGACCGACGUCGGCCUUGCAGCAGUUACGCAUCAGGCAGCAGUAUCAAAUGCAAAAAUGUCUGGGUCUGGAAGAAUGCAACUUGUGAUGCUGCAUUUGGACUCCAAAAAAAUCUGUAUUGCAUGAGUAGCAAAGGGAAUGCAAUUUUUGCUACGCUGAGAAGGCAUUUCUCAUGCGGAAUAGGCAUCAAAAAGCCCUCAAAAAAUCUGUAUCGCUAGGGUAUGCAUCACAGACAUGGUGGCUCAUGCAAAACGUGCAUGACAAGUGUCAGAAUCUUCCAGACCCAGACAUUUUUACAGUUGAUAAGCAGCAGAUGCAACAGCUCGGCCCGGCUGCAGGAUCAUCUUACGUCGGCGGCACCGUGCACAGAGGUAAAUACAAUUGAUGUCAUUUUAUUCGUUUGAUGAAAAAUCAAAAUGCUUGUCGUGCUUUCGCUUACUACUUUGAAUUGAAGAACCUACUUCGGCGGCACGAUGAUUUGAUCAGCUACAAUUCCGGGGGUUUUAUUCGUUUUGCUCUUGACUUUCUUGCCCAUUUCUGCUAUCAAGGUGCGUCGGUUCCGAAUCCGCAAAUGCAAGCGUACGGGCAACCACAGAUGCAAGUCGCGAGAUAGCGCUUGGUAGUCUGAGAACGGGAGGGAUCAACAAACCCAGAAAUUGCUCGGAAAGUUUCAUGAUCUGGAACGUCGUUGAACGUCUGUCUUUCUUCAAUUUCAAUCAAUUACAAGCCAAUACUUCAUUUUCAAUCAAUUACAAGCCAGUUUUUAUCUAAUGACUUCAGGGUUUGAUAUCGCUAAGAACUUACUAGGAACUGCAGGCGCACGGUCGGAGUGAAGACACGUUGUGCCUGCUCAGUUCUUGUCCUGCGGCUCUCCAGGGUCGCAAAACAAAAUUGAACUUUUCUCGCUUUUCCAUGCCACUGCGUGUGACAUCAGGACUGGGUGAUGUAGUUUUCAUGCAAUUGCUCUCGUGGUUGUGGUUCCACUUCUUUGCAGCUAGGAGUAAUCCAAGUAGAACUCCCGAGAUCUUCAAAUUCGAAAGCCUCGAAGGGAUGAAAAAUACGUAUUGAGGACACGUAAAUCCAACGUAGUGGUAGUCGUUCUGUAACUCCCGGGCAUUAUUAGAGCACCACGUGAGCAAGAGCAGGCUCCCGCCAAAUAGUAGACUUGAAACUUCGUCCGAUUUCUCUACCGCUGUGACCACGUGGUCAUCUGGUCCUGUAGGUCUAUCCGCGCAUGGCAGCACAGUGCGUUUUUACACGCCGAAAAAUUAAAGCAGCGGAAGAAGGAUUUUUAUCGGAAGUAGAGGAGGCUUCGAUUUCAAUUCCAUCGCUGUGUUAUCAAUUAUCGACAUUUUUCUCUUGUAUCUAUCCCUUUGUUUGGAUUGGAGCCGAGGAAAAGACUCUAUGAACCAAAAAAUGCACGAAGCAGCUCAGGUAUUUUGUGAGCUGUGGAACGAAAAUCAAUGGUGAAAAUGUGGAAAAAUAAAGUCAUCAGCCUCUAGUAUGACGUCGCUGUUGUAUUUGUUGUGAAAUACUGUUUGAACUUAUCAAUUGUAUGAUAACGGGAAACUUUUUUCGGCAUUAU